UCGCAGUUUUCCGUGCAAAGCGGGGCAAGGGGGGGUUUAUUUUCAAGCAGAGACCAUGAGGAGCAGGUCCGGGUUGCUAACAUCCAGAGGGGGGAGAUGUAACAGCAUCUUCUGCGCGAGCCUGGCCUGAAAGCCGAGCUUGUAAAGGAGAGCCUUUGCAAACCGAGAUGAAGUCUCCCAAAACUCGGUACUUGGUUUUCUUUCAGUACUUUGGGACUAAAUAUAGUGGUGUCAUGGAGACAUUGACUGAUCAGUCUGUGCUCGGUGUCCAGAAUUACUUGGAGCGGGCGGCACAGAAUCUCAGACCCGUCACUCCCAUCAAGUUCUACGUCUCCAGCCGAACGGACACCGGCGUCCAUGCCCUCUGCAACUCCGCUCACCUCGACGUCCAGAGAGCCGUCAGGAAGCCGCCUUUCUCUGAAAGCGUUAUUGUCUCCGCCCUCAAUUACCACUUGAAGCCCGAACCAAUCCGCAUUCUGAGUGCCUAUCAGGUGUCUGAUAACUUCCACGCACGCUUCUCCGCAUUGUCAAGAACCUAUGUUUAUCGGCUGGUGACAGGCUGCUCUCACCAUUCCCAAAUACCGGUGUUUGAAAGGGAUCUGUGCUGGGCUCCCAAGGGAGACCAUUUGAACGUGCCUGCCAUGCAGGAAGCAGCAGGUUCCCUCCUAGGGACCCAUGACUUCAGCACCUUCCGCUCAGUCAGCUCUGAAAAACCUUUCAAAUCUCCCAUUAAAACCCUGGCCCAAGUAGACAUCCGACCCUCUUCUGGCUUCAUGUCGCAUCACUAUGAAUACAGGGGACUGCAGUUCUGGGAGCUAGAAUUCAAGAGCAGAUCAUUCCUCUACAGGCAGGUACGAAGGAUGGCAGGGGCUCUGGUAGCAGUUGGCCAAGGCAGGCUGGCUCCUUAUCACAUAAAGGAACUAUUAGAGAUUAGAGACUCGCUGGCUUAUCCACAAAACACCAUGGCUCCAGCAGCCGGACUCUUCCUGAAAUCUGUGGAGUAUGACGACGCUGACGUGGACACGGAAGGUAACGCAGCAAAAUAGCGGCCCUGUGAGACGUGCAGCUGUGCCUGAAAGAACUCGGUUGGUGGGGGCCAUGUCGCAGAGCUUUCCAGAACUCGCUUUGUAUGCUGAUACGCGGCCGGGUCUCAAUAAACCCCAUUGAUUGUGGCUAGAGACAUCGCCACGUCAUUUGUCCACGUGCCCAGAGGCUUGGAAGGAUUGGUAACUCUGGGCGACGGACAGCUGGUUGGUUUGUAGAUUGUAAGCUACUUGGGUCACAUCACUGGCUACACGCUCACAUACUGUCUUCCCCUCGCCUCCUGCCUCCACCAACAUACAGGGAAGGGACCUGUGUGUGUGGAGGGGCGUCACUUCCCCUGGGCACAGACGCAGAAUGAGGUCAGACCACAGUAGGCAAACCUUUGUCUCCUCUUUACCCCUCUUCUUUGUAAUCCCUGUCGUCUUGCAGACCAGCAGGAGACACAGUCGUUUAUGUAUGUAUCACGAAAGCCCAACUUGAAUUGCGGGAUGAUUGUCAAAUAAUUGCAGCUGAGUUGUGGACAAGACAUGGAAAAUUGCGGAAAAGUAAUAAUAGCCCUUUAUUAAUUGGGGUCAUUUGCAAAAGCCAGAGAAGAUCUAUUUGUUUAAGAAAAAAAUUGCUAGAACAAUAGAAACACUCAAGGAUGAUCAAAAAGAACGAGGAGUACUUGUGGCACCUUAGACACUAGCAAAUUAUUUUUGAUAAUCGGACAUUUUGCUGCAACUGUGUUACAGCUAUUAAUGCGUGGGGCUGACAGCAGGCUUAUCAUGCACAAAGCACAUGUGAAUCAGCACAGGAGCAUAGCGUGAUGGAGAACACAGAUACCUUAUUUUUUUUUUAAUUAAACAGGAUUGUUUUUUGUGACACUUAAACCUCAAGUUUUGCCUAUUUUAUGACUAGGUCUGAUACAGUCAGCAUCAUAUUGUGUGUUAAUUGGCCUGGCUUGUGAAUGGCCCCAAAACCCCAGCCUUCCUUGAGGGGGACUCUGUUUGCAAAGGCCCAUGCCGGAGGCAGCUGAGUACCUGGGAGGUGUUGAGCAUUGACAUCACUGGGAGCUAAAAACCAGACCUAGGUGUGCUGGAGGGGGGGGGCCUGUUUUGCUGUGCAUAUUCUGCAGCAGUUCGUCUUUGUGGCAAAAGUUUUAGGCAGAGACUGAAGCAGGAGUGAUGCUUAUAUAACAUCAUCUCGCUCUGCCUUUUGCUUUGCCUCUUCUAAAGCUUUGCGGUGUCUUAUGGCUUGGUUAGUGCAAACUUCAGUGUUUUGUGGUUUUUCCAAAAGAAAGCGAACAUAUCGCUCAGUUAAACACUAGUGCUUGCCCGGGUCCUGCUGCAAAAAUCAUGUUUGGUGCACAUUGAAGGUGCCUAAUGUCAACUUUAUGAAUUAGCUCUUCCUCCUCGUGUGCCUGUGUUGCAAUUAUUGAGAAGGACCAGAGAGACGGUAAGAUUG
This is a messenger RNA of Terrapene triunguis (Three-toed box turtle), 2490 nucleotides long. It is a transcript of the gene PUSL1, whose product is annotated as pseudouridine synthase like 1. The coding region runs from base 168 to 1046 and encodes 292 amino acids. NCBI's taxonomy places the organism in Eukaryota, Metazoa, Chordata, Testudines, Emydidae. The record is from RefSeq and is a predicted model, not a curated record. The transcript has 8 exons. Gene Ontology annotation, molecular function: pseudouridine synthase activity; RNA binding. Gene Ontology annotation, biological process: tRNA pseudouridine synthesis.